Messenger RNA from Prosopis cineraria, 2323 nucleotides. RefSeq lists its product as uncharacterized. The record is from RefSeq and is a predicted model, not a curated record. The transcript is spliced from 2 exons. The coding region runs from base 400 to 1830 and encodes 476 amino acids. Lineage: Eukaryota; Viridiplantae; Streptophyta; Magnoliopsida; Fabales; Fabaceae.
AGAGGAUGGAGUUAGAAACAAAGAGAAUAUUAUUAUAUUGAGAGUCCUACUCUCGGAUCAUGACAGAAUUCACAGCAUAGUGAUUCCCAAAACUCAGCACGUCAACUUCAAAAUCAGUGACCAUUCCUUAGAAAGUUUAUAUUUUCUCUUCAUUGAUCUAAUUCUGUCUUAGUUCUGCCCCUUUUUUCCCUGCCAUGGUCCUCCCCAGAAAUCACAGGCAUGUGUUUAUCUUCUCUGAUAUUUGAACUCAUAAUAUUGAAGGUUAUUGCUUCAUGUAAAUUUGGAUUUUAACAUCACUUUCUGCUAUUUUUUUCAUGUGGUAUAGAUUAUUGCCUGGACAAUCUGGGAUCUUAAGCUUCUUGGGAUUCUGCUAGAAACAUAACUUCUUUCAGCGAAAGUAUGGGUGAAAUUGAUACUAAGCCGAUUGAACCAGUCCGAACUGCACUCUCCUUGUUUGAAGAUAAAGGUGAUCAAAAGAACUAUCAGCCUACGAGGAUUAAGCAUGAUUAUGAAAAGGAGAUGGAGGACUUGUCUAAGGAAUUGGCCAACUACAAGGUUAAAUUAGAAGCAAAACACGCCGCUCAUAUGCAAGCACUUUUUAAGCUGGAACAGCGUCAAAAGAUGACUUAUGAAUUGUCUACCUUACUGAAGAAUUCUGAUGCUGAAAGAAACAAAUACAUGAAUGAAUGUGUAGAGAGCAGAGCACGCAUUGAUGAACUUGAGUCCAAGGUGAAAGAGAUGACUGAACAGAACUUGAAAAAUGCUAACAUCCAUGAGCAGCUUCUGCAAGUUUUGAGUGAACUGAAGGCUACACAGAAGGAGCUUCUGAGCAGAGAAACUGAACUUGUUGAGGCAAGAGAUUCAGAACUGCAAGCGCUGGAAAAGGCAGAAGAGUUAGAAAAUGCUUGUCAGCUUGAGAAGUUGAAGAAGAAAGAACUGCUACACCAAGUGAAUGAGCUCAAUGAAGCAAUUCACAGGUCAAAGCUUGCUGCCACUGAAGCAGAGAAAGAGAAGCUAGGUAUGCUGUCUGAUAGAGACCAAACAAUUGAGUUAGCUUCAAAAGCAUUUGCUCAAGCGCAAAAACAGGCGGAAGAUUUGAAAAAUCAAUUAGAAAUGCUGAAGGGUUUAGAAAAUGAGCGUGCACCAAGGUCUGUACUGGUUGAUGAAGCAAUUGUUUCAGCAGAUGAAUCUGCCACGAGUGCCAUUAAAGAAGACUCAAACCAGCUUCACACUGACAUGGAUGAGUUUCAAAAGGAGCUGCAUCAGUUAAAACAAGAACAUCACAAUGCAAAGGAGGAAAUAAAGGCCUUGAAUAUUAUUGUCCAAUCGCUCAAGGAUGAGUUACAGAACGCAAAAGCAGAGGCAAACAUUCUAAAGGAGAGAGACAUUAAAGCACAGGUGGAUAACGCUCUCCUGAUGUCCCAGCUUCAAGAAGUGAGGUCAAUAUUCUUAAACCCAGAUGACAAGAAGGACCCUAUUUCAACCCCAUUGAAAGAGCAUAAAUCCUUGGUCAGACAAGCUGAGAAGACAAAACAAGUUCAAGAUUCAGAAGUAGCAUUUCUGAAGAAGGAACUGGGGGCUGCAACAGCAAAGAUUGGAGAGCUAAGGGCUCGUGCAGAGCAGGCUCUAAGCCGAGCUGAGUUGGCGGAGAGAGCCAAAGAAGCAUUGGAGGAUGCAUUAAGGAGACAAAAAGAACAAAGGCAUAGAAGGAAAGCUUCUGUAAAUGCCAUUCAGGAGGGAUCAACACCUAAACAAGACACUCAAUCCUCAUCAGAUGGGACUCCAAAAAAAUAUUACCCGCUGGGAAAGGUUCUCAACAUGAAGUUCUAGAAGUCCUGUGUUCGUAUGUUUGCUUGUUACUUUGCUGAAUGGAGUGCCACAAAACUUGAGACGGAGUAGAAAUGAAUAGCAAACCUCCCCCCCCCCCCCCAAAUAAAUAAUCAGUCACUUGCAAUUAUAUAAGAUGCUUUGUGUGACAGAUAUGAAUAAAAUUAUACGAAGAAACCUCAUAAACGUCUGAGAGUUUAGGUUUUGUGAGAGUUUUUCUCUCGACAAAGGGAAGUAUGACUGUGAAUGGCACUUGGGGUUUGGACUGUUCAUCCAUUAACCACAAUCACUUCUUGAUAAUGAUUUCGUGCCCGCUUCAGCCCAUGAAGGCCAAUGGGUUUUAGAGCAAGCUUACCUUCUUUUGAUUUUGAGGGACAAAAACAGAGGAGCUUGGACCUUGAGAAGAGUAUUGAUGAUGAGCAUGUAGUUGAGGCCCUGUAAUUUGUAUUAAUGGUUGUUAAAAAUUAUGGGAAAAUAGAGUCAAGUUAUAAAAUUA